AUGGCCAUAACCCUUCAUUAUAGCCAGCGCCGAGCUCAGGCUUUAUCUAGAGCUGACCAAUCCUUGGACGUGCUACGACUCUUUUCGCUUCUCCCCACCACUUUCUUUUCCUCUUUUUUCGCAGCGCGACUGGGCUUCCUAUUCACCAUGUCAGGCGUGGUAUACAGUAUACCCGCGACUGCUUUUUCGACUUUCUGGAAUGGGGCAGCAGCAGAAAUUGUUUGCACUUUUACCGAGAUCCUCUUCUAUGGCAUCUUCGUCGUGCUCUUCGCCUUUGCAAUAAACCUGCUCAUUGGGCGGCACGCUACUGGGCAAGAGCGGUCGUCCAUCCUCAUCGGCGCCACCUUGGUCAUGCUGGUGAUGGCCAGUGUGCAAAUGUUCUUCCGCUUGGGCGGCGCUUACACAGCAACGGAGCUCCUUUACGUUCGCGUCGCUCAAGGGCAGGGCCGCGCAGUAAACAACGUCCAUGAUCAAAACGUCCUGUGGAACUUUUUGGAGGAUGUUUCGCUGGUGACCAACAAUCUCGUUACAGAUGGGGUUUUGAUCUACCGUUGUUUCCUAAUCUGGGGACGCAACUACUAUGUUAUUGCUGCUCCGAGCAUCAUGUUGCUCCUGACAACGAUCCUGAGCUACCUUUCGGCGGUGCAAGGCGACUAUCCGCAACCCGGUGGCCCCACUGUUGACUUGAGGAUCGGGUUUCUGCUUGGUGUCCUCACCAACCUGGUGCUGGUUGGCUUGACAGCCGGGCGAAUCUUGUUCACCCGACACCGCGCACGACAGUUGGGAAUCCAAGCUGAUGUCGUCCGAAAAUAUAACAAUGCGACCGCGAUGAUCUUGGAGUCUGGUGCUAUCAUAUCGGUGUGGACCGUCAUCUACGUCAUUCUCCGCUCAAUGAAUGUGCCGGACACGGUUUGGCGUGCUUUCCGUGGUGGCCUGCCCCAGCUGCUGAACAUUGUGCCAACGCUCAUCAUUGUUCGCGUGGGCCUGGGGCACGCGAUUGACGCAAGGACAACAACAUCAGGGACAAUGGUCUCAACGUGGAAGACCAAAGGCUCUACUUCUGCUGCUGUAUAA
Messenger RNA from Mycena indigotica, 1074 nucleotides. RefSeq lists its product as uncharacterized. Lineage: Eukaryota; Fungi; Basidiomycota; Agaricomycetes; Agaricales; Mycenaceae. The record is from RefSeq and is a predicted model, not a curated record. The transcript has 10 exons. Bases 1 to 1074 code for a protein of 357 amino acids.